Molecule: messenger RNA, 483 nt
Organism: Hippopotamus amphibius kiboko
Lineage: Eukaryota; Metazoa; Chordata; Mammalia; Artiodactyla; Hippopotamidae
Product: protein mago nashi homolog 2-like
Exons: 1
Coding region: 37-483 (148 amino acids)
Biological process (GO): RNA splicing
Cellular component (GO): nucleus; exon-exon junction complex; catalytic step 2 spliceosome
Source: RefSeq, a predicted model, not a curated record
UCGCCCGGGCCCUCGGCGGGCUUUUCGGGGACAAAGAUGGCUACGGCCAGCGACUUCUACCUGUGCUACUACGUAGGUCACAAGGGCAAGUUUGGACACGAGUUUCUGGCGUUUGAGUUUCGGCCGGACGGAAAACUUAGAUAUGCCAACAACAGCAAUUAUAAAAAUGGUGUCAUGAUCAGAAAGGAGGCUUAUGUUCACAAGAGUGCAAUGGAAGGAUUGAAGAGAAUUAGUGAUGGCAGUGAAAUUACAAAAGAAGAUGAUGCUUUGUGGCCUCCGCCUGACAGGGCUGGUCGGCAGGAGCUUGAAACUGUCAUUGGAGAUGAACACACGUCGUUUGCCACAUCAAAAAUAGGUUCUCUCAUUGGUGUUAAUCAGUCAAAGGAUCCCAAAGGCCUUCGAGUAUUUUACUAUUUGGUACAGGACCUGAAAUGUUUAGUUUUUAGUCUUAUUGGAUUACAUUUCAAGAUUAAACCAAUCUAA